UGGACAUGUCAUCUGGACUCUUCAAUUAGCUUUCUAUCUCGACACAAUUCGGGAUUUUGUGGGAGACAAUACGAAGUACAUCGAUCAUGAUCAAGAUAUUCGAGAGGGGUUGUAUUCUGAAGCAUGUUCAGGCAACCAAUUUAUCAACGCACAGCCAUUUAAUACGAGACACGUGCAUCCCCUACAUGUGACGUGGGGUACAAAACUGAAGCUGACGAACUCAUCCUGGUGUAUUCAACUGUGAUUGUUACACCUUCAUCACGAUAUUUACCAUGGUCUCAAGUACGGUUUUUGUCGUCGCUCAGGUUGCCCUCGCCGCCCUUGUGGCCCAUGUGAUCUACCAGUGUUAUUUCCACCCACUUGCGCGCUACCCCGGGCCAUUCUUGGCUCGAUUUACCAAUCUCUGGAGACUGUUCACCUUUUUUGGUGGUCAACAUCAUCUUUCAGAGCAACAUCUGCAUGAUAAAUAUGGCCAUGUUGUCCGCGUAGCGCCAAAUUGGCUCUCAUUCGACGACCUACGAGCCUUUGAGGCGAUCUACGGGUUUAAUAAAUCCGUCGAAAAAGACGACUUCUACGUGUUUGGUGGCCCUCCUGACAACCGUGUGCCGAGCGUAUUCGCUCUUGAAACCGAUGCAGCUCAUCGUCAGAGGAAACGUAAGGUAGUUGGGCCGGCCUUGACGAGCGCAAAGAUAACCAGAUAUGAAUCCAUUAUAACCAAGCAUGUGGACCUCUUCUUUACGCGAACAGAGGCCGAGUCCUUGUCAGGACAAGGUGGCGAGAAGACCGUGGUGAACCUGGCACCGCUGGCUCAUCGGUUCACGAUGGACGUCAUGCUCGAGCUCAUCUAUGGCCCCGACAGUAUCUCGCAUCCGUAUACCGACUCUGCGAUCGGGGCCACUAUGUGUUCAACCAUGCGCAAGUUGACCAAGAUGGCGUGGAGCUUCUCGCUAUGCCCAUCGUACGGCUGGAUCAUGAAUAGCCGCUUCAUCGGUACAGUGUUACGCAACCUGUCCACCAGCAAACAGGGCGGUCCCGCAGAUAUUAUGGCGCUCAUGGCUUCGAGCCACACGAUGAUCUUUCGGCGUCCCAAACAGGUUAGCCGACCUGCACAGCCCGGAAUCGUGACAAGUUGGUUAGAGGUCCCUCUUGAUGAUUCUAGUCGUAUGACUCAAGAUGAAGUGUAUUCGGAGGCAGUCAACCUGGUGUUUGCCGGACCGGGCAGCGUAGCUGCAGCUCUAACAGCCAUGGUCUACCAACUAGGAACGCAGGAAGGCCUCCUCUGGCAGGAGAAACUACGAAAAGAGGCAGAUCUCGACGCGCCUCCAUUCUCUUUAGAGCUUCAAGCGGUUGUUAAAGAGACUUUGCGUCAUUGCGCCUCUUUCCCUACGGCCUUUCCCCGAGUCAUCAGACCCGGUGCCGAAAGUGUAGUCUCCAGCCUACCAGCCCCACUCCCCGUCGGUACCACUGUGUCAGCAAAUACCUAUGUUUUAGGCCGGUCGCGUAGAAUAUGGGGUGACGAUGCAGACCAAUGGCUUCCGCAGCGAUGGCUAGAGGAUGAGUCACAACGUCGGGAGAUGGAUGCCAAACUGGUGGCUUUCGGUAAAGGGUCGCGAAGCUGCGUUGGUAAAGACUUGGCCUGGCUGGUCCUUGCAAAGGCGGUCAUGGCCAUCAUCCGACGCUGGAGGUUUGUGAGCGUAGGAGAGCUUCGGGGGAAGAGUUUCUUGGAAAUGCAGUAUGACGAAUGUUGGAUUGAGUAUGAAAAAUUGGGGUGAAGUUGUUGAUACGUUAGUAGAGCAUAAUAUCGGCUCUGUACUCUACGCCUGAAUCCAGUCGGAAAUUGACUGAAUUGCAUGACACAUUGACCACUCGUGGAGUGACGGCGUGGCUCAGCUGAGCUGAGCUGUCCUUCCAUUUCGGGAGCCCGACGAUGCUGCUCCGCCGCGAGUGAGAUCUUGAGAUCUCAAAACGAUCUACAUCGGCAAAAGUCAACAAUCCACUCCAUCUCCACUAGAGGGGCGAAAGUAAUUUACUUACUCCCC
Aspergillus pseudonomiae is the source of this 2039-nucleotide messenger RNA. Its product is annotated as putative cytochrome P450 pisatin demethylase. Gene Ontology annotation, molecular function: heme binding; monooxygenase activity; iron ion binding. The transcript is spliced from 2 exons. NCBI's taxonomy places the organism in Eukaryota, Fungi, Ascomycota, Eurotiomycetes, Eurotiales, Aspergillaceae. The record is from RefSeq and is a predicted model, not a curated record. The coding region runs from base 273 to 1772 and encodes 499 amino acids.